UUUUUGCAGAGCCAGACCAGGUGAAUGGUUGAACUUUAUUGAUUACAAUGGGAAGUCAUUGGAGCGUUUUAAGCAUUUAAGUAAGUGAGUGGCCCAACCAGAUCUUUGUUGGUGAGCCUGGAAGCAUCACUUUUAGGAAAUCAACUUCCUAUGUCAGGAAACCAGUGGAAGUGGUAGUCUGCAGUGUUCAGGGUUAGUGGAAUGUGUUCCAGUGAGUGUUUUCACCAGCGUGGUAUAACUUAACCCCCUGUGUUGUCAGGGCAUUGUGAACGAAGUGCGCCAGUCCAUGCAGCUGAUGCUGAGCCAGCUGAUCCAACAGCUGAGGACCAACAUCCAGCUCUCCGCCUGCCUCCGUGUCAUUGGCUACCUGUGGCGCAUGGAUGUGUUCACAGAGGCUGAGCUGAGGGUGAAGUUUCUUCAGGCGCGAGAUGCUUGGCUGCGUUCCAUCCUGACUGCCAUCCCCAAUGAUGAUCCCUAUUUUCACAUCACAAAAACCAUUGAGGCCUGCCGAGUCCACCUCUUCGAUAUCAUCACCCAGUACCGUGCCAUCUUCUCAGAUGAGGACCCACUGCUGCUCCCUGUCAAGGGGGAGCACACUGUGAAUGAGAGUGCCAUCUUCCAUGGCUGGGUGCUACAGAAAGUUUCACAGUUCCUGCAGGUGCUAGAGGCCGACCUUCACCGGGGGGUAGGCGGCCGGCUGGACUCCCUGCUAGGCCAGUGCGUGUACUUUGGGCUUUCCUUCAGUCGAGUAGGGGCUGAUUUCUGGGGCCAGUUGGCUCCUGUUUUCCAGCGGGUGGCCAUCAGCACCUUCCAAAGAGCCAUUCAGGAAGCUGUGCAGAAGUUCCAGGAUGAAAUGAACUCUUACACUCUCAUCUUGAUUCCAGCCAUCCUGGGCAGCAGUAACAUUCCUGCUGCCAUGCCGGUGACUCAGCCGGGGACACUGCAGCCACCCAUGGUGCUGUUAGACUUUCCACCCCUUGCCUGCUUCCUCAACAAUAUUCUGGUCGCCUUCAAUGACUUGCGCCUCUGCUGCCCCAUGGCUCUGGCGCAGGAUGUGACUAGGGCACUGGAGGACGCUCUUGCCAAGGUGAGCACAUUCUGUUGGCUUUCCACUGCUCUGGCCUUGUUUGGUAAUAGGUGACCAGAAUUUAGUAAUAAACCAGCCCAUAUGAUAGUUGUGCUUGCUGAUUUGGAGAAGUUUAGCAUAAUUUCACAGGUUUUUCGGAGAAACUCUGACUAGUCCCUCCUUCAUGGAACCUAGAACA
Molecule: messenger RNA, 1265 nt
Organism: Loxodonta africana (African savanna elephant)
Lineage: Eukaryota; Metazoa; Chordata; Mammalia; Proboscidea; Elephantidae
Product: conserved oligomeric Golgi complex subunit 8-like
Exons: 1
Coding region: 287-1141 (284 amino acids)
Biological process (GO): intra-Golgi vesicle-mediated transport
Cellular component (GO): COG complex
Source: RefSeq, a predicted model, not a curated record